Messenger RNA from Eruca vesicaria subsp. sativa (arugula), 1343 nucleotides. Lineage: Eukaryota; Viridiplantae; Streptophyta; Magnoliopsida; Brassicales; Brassicaceae. The record is from the annotation of a GenBank genome assembly.
AUGGGUUGUGUUCAAUGCAAAUGUUGUAGCCGAUAUCCACCUUCAUCAUCAUCAGGAGAUUCUCAUAGACGUGGCAGAGACGCUAAGGUCAAACCUAGCGUCGUCGUUCAGAAGCCUCUCUCAUCAACGAUCCAAGUCCCUUCUCCCAAUUUCGACUUGGUUUACUCUGUUCUCUCUCAACGAGGGUACUACCCUGACUCGCCUGAUAAGGAGAAUCAAGACGCGUACUGCAUCAAAACCGAGCUACAAGGCAACCCUAACGUUCAUUUCUUCGGCGUCUUCGAUGGUCACGGCGUGUUCGGCACGCAAUGCUCGAGUUUCGUUAAGGAGAGAGUCGUUGAGAUGUUGUCUGAAGACCCUACUCUGCUUCAAGAUCCAGAGAAGGCUUAUAAGUCUGCUUUCUUGAGGGUUAACGAGGAGUUACACGAGAGCGAGAUCGAUGAUUCGAUGAGUGGUACUACUGCUAUUACGGUUCUUGUCGUUGGAGACAAGAUUUAUGUUGCUAAUGUAGGUGACUCGAGGGCCGUGUUGGCUGUUAAAGACAGGAACAGGAUCUUAGCAGAGGAUUUGUCUUAUGAUCAAACACCUUUUAGGGAAGAUGAAUGCGAGAGGGUGAAAGCGUGUGGAGCAAGAGUGAUGAGUGUUGAUCAAGUUGAAGGGUUGAAAGAUCCGAGUAUACAAACAUGGGCUAAUGAAGAGAGUGAAGGAGGUGACCCGCCUAGGCUUUGGGUACAGAACGGGAUGUAUCCAGGAACGGCGUUUACUAGAAGCGUUGGAGAUCAUACAGCUGAGGGGAUUGGUGUGACUUCAGAGCCUGAAGUGUCUAUGGUUAAUCUUUCGCCGAAUCAUUUGUUCUUUGUUGUUGCAAGUGAUGGGAUCUUUGAGUUUCUUCCAAGCCAAGCUGUUGUUGAUAUGGUGGGGAGAUAUGCUGAUCCGAGAGAUGGAUGUGCAGCAGCUACAGCGGAAUCAUACAAACUGUGGUUGGAGCAUGAGAAUAGGACUGAUGAUAUCACAAUUAUCAUUGUACAGAUUAAAAACCUGUCUAAUGAAUGAUGAUGAUGGCAUGAUUCAAUAUUCCUAUUUGCCGCCUUUGUUUGUUUGUUGUAUACUCUUACUAUGUCACAUAUUCAUCAUAUAUAUAGCAAGUAAAAGUAAUGCUCUCUGUUUAUAUCUAGUUACUGAGAGACAGAACAUCAAGAGCUGAAAACAGCAGAUUAUUACUGUGGAGACACUAUGUUCUGUGUGAGGGAUAAUCUUUGAUAAUAGCAAUCGACUUGCUGCUGAAUGUUGUAUCCUGACUUGAUGUGUUAACUGAUUUAAUCUGAGAACAUAAAUGACCUUCC